AUGACCAACCCGGUUUGCGAGGCAACAGCCGCAGCUCAGAGAGCCAUACAACAGUCACCCGAAGCGCGUGGGUCGAAGCGUGGUCGACCCUCAUCCGUUCCACCGUUGUCUUUGAGUGGUAGUGAUGUUGGUGAUGGUCCACGCAUGCCUAGUCCUGGACAUGCAGGCCCGUCCACUGGUAUAGGAUCUAUGGACAAUCAAGAUGAACCUGUCAGGGAUGAUGGGGGAAGCAUGGUCCCACCUGGGUUUGAUGCCAAUGAUGCUAGUGAUAGUAGCAGUCAAAGUAGUGAAAAUGCUAGCUUACCUUGUGAUGACGAUACCUUUGGGAGUGCGGCAGGUGCAGGAAUACAGGACGUUGAAGCCGACAGGUCGACUCAAGCCCCGCCGAGGAACACUCUGGAUGCUUGGGCGCAUUGGGUGCUUACCAGCCGCUUGUCCAAUAGCCAGAUCAACGCCCUUUUUGAUCUUAUGCAUGACGAGGAGCUAGACAUAAGAGACGUGCUCCGAUGGAAAAAUGUGAAGGAUGUGCACGCCUAUGCGGAGUCCAAACGACCAGACUCCCACAGACGGUGGCAGCGGCGGUUGGUUCGGUCCCAAGACAAAGCGUGGCUGGAGUAUUGGGCGUGUGAUGGAUUAAUAGCUCUCCAAGAUCUGCUUGCCCACCCCCUCUUAGCCGCUCGCAUGUGCAUGGUUAGUAAGCCACUAUAUGAUGGCGAGAAGCGUGUGUACACAACGCCAGAGACGGGCAAGUGGUGGGAAGAAUUGCAGGCGGAGGUUCGUAAGGUGGAUCCGUUGGGCGUGGUGGCUGCUUUGAUUCUCGCCAGCGAUGAGACGCACAUGGACCAUCGUGGGAAAGCAAAGGGCCACCCACUGUACCUAACCCUUGCAAACAUCGAUAAGGACGACCGAUGGAAGCCGUAUGGACACGUCCUCCUAGCACUGCUGCCCGAGUUCCCGCCUGAGUACUCGUCUCUUGAUAGAACACAUGUGUUCCACUACGUCAUGAACGAGGUGAUUGCCGGCCUCAAGAGAGCUUCGCACACCGGGAUCAAGAUGAAAAACUCCAAGGGCGAGACAAUCAAUGUGUGGCCGUCCGUCUACGCUCAUGUCACGGACUAUCCCGAUCCCAAGUCGCCAUUCAUCAUUCUCUCACCCCUUCUCUCAAUCACUGACCCCUCCUCUCAUUCUCUCACCCCUCCUCUCAUUCUCUGA
Molecule: messenger RNA, 1212 nt
Organism: Closterium sp. Naga37s-1
Lineage: Eukaryota; Viridiplantae; Streptophyta; Zygnematophyceae; Desmidiales; Closteriaceae
Source: the annotation of a GenBank genome assembly